AUGAACCGCACGUUUGUUUGGUUGAAAGAAAGUGAGCUUUCCUAUUUCCAUGAAACACUUGCUCAUUCUUUCGCCCCCUACCGCAGCCAUCGCUCAAAGAGGCAGGUUGCAGCACCACGUGUGAGAAAGGAAAUUCGAGCCAUGACCGACGCUGAAAGAGUUAGAUACUUCAACGCCCUGAAUCAGCUGAAGACCGAUACGUCAUUGAGACCAAACGUGUACGACGCAUUGGCCGCUUUCGACCAAGGAGCUAAUGUCCAAAGAGCACACUUUGGUCCUGCAUUCACGGGUUGGCAUCGCCUGUAUCUGUGGAUACUCGAAACAUUUCUUCGGCAGCAGGAUCACCAAGUAACGAUUCCAUACUUGGCAUCACACCUUGACGGUGAAAUGACUACGCCCACAGGCUCCGUGUUAUUUAGCAACGCGUUCUUUGGACCUGGCUUCGGACUCCCAAUUACGGGACCAUUUAGUACCUGGCCUCAAAUUAACCCUAACACAGUGUUCACAAGAAACCUAGCAGCAGGUAUCCAGCUGUUCACGGUUGCCGGGAUAAAUGCCAUUCUUCGUCGACGUCGGAAUAGAGACAUCCUGGUUCCCAUCGCGCCAGCUGACAGUGACUUAGACAGACAGCAUGGUGGAGCGCAUGUAUUUAUUGGCGGAACAAUGAAUAAUCUGAAUUCAGCUGCCAGAGAUCCCAUAUUCUUCAGCCAUCACGCAUUUGUCAAUCAAAUUUGGGAACGUUUUCGUCUCAACCAAAGAGCCGCGGGUAUUCCAACAGCCACCGAUUACCCGUGGGAUCCGAAUGAUCAAAGAAUCCCGGCAUCACACAAUCCAAACCUAACGGCGGGAUUUACAAUCAGCCCUUUCAAUUCUCUCCGCCAGAUUGAUGGUUUCUCGGACGACUUUUUCCAACUUGUUUAG
Dreissena polymorpha is the source of this 921-nucleotide messenger RNA. RefSeq names its product tyrosinase-like protein 2. The transcript has 4 exons. Gene Ontology annotation, molecular function: oxidoreductase activity. The record is from RefSeq and is a predicted model, not a curated record. The coding region runs from base 1 to 921 and encodes 306 amino acids. NCBI's taxonomy places the organism in Eukaryota, Metazoa, Mollusca, Bivalvia, Myida, Dreissenidae.